UUAUGCUUUUGUCGUAAUGGGUCUACACGUGGGACUAAAUACCGAACGCUUUUCGGAGACAAGGAGAAGACAAAAUUGAGUCAUACGUUUAUUUUUUGAAAAGUAGUAGAGAACGUGUCAUAGCGAAAAUGAUGAACUAGGUAAACCUAACUUUGUAAAUGAUUAUUGAUUAUCCUACAGAGAACGAGUGAAUUACAAGUGGUGGACAGUGACUUAAGUUAAUAAUUACUAAUACAAGGCGUGCUCGCUGUGACGUCAUCAGGAGGUCGUGGACGACCACAGCCAGGAAUCUGGCGCUGGCUUGUGAUGUCACCUUUUGUACAAAGUUAACGGCCGACGCUGUAACGGGCGACAAAUUUGACAGAACCGCUGCGUGCGCUCCUGUAUAUGUAUGGUUCAACGGUGUGUAAUGUAUAUAGUGGAUGAACGAAUGGACAACUCGGCUCACCUGUGACGUCACAUCCCUGCUUGCAACAACCGAAGUCAUUCGAAAUGGAGGAUAAAAGUUUUCAGAGGCUGGACCUCAUUCAUGAAGCGGUAAAAACACGCUUCAGCCAAAUCUCUGCAGCUCAGUGGACUCUUCUGGUGGCGGGAACCCCGGACCUGCAGACCAAAGCCAUCUUGGCUGACACCAUUAGUGAUGUUAUCCAGAAGCUCUCCUCUGAGGUAAUGCAUCGUCUGCUGCCUGCUAUCAGCGAUCACCUGCGCGGGCAAGAGUCUCAGGCUCAGAAGUAUGAGGGUGCCGGGGAGCUCACCACACUGGUGGAGUCGGAGGUGAAACAUCGGGUGACCUCAGCCUUCUCCGUGGCUCAGCGAUCUACAGAGUGGCCGUCGGAGCCCACCCUCUUCAUUCGCAGCAGUAUGUCCAGUGUGGACACACUGUCCUCCAUCUUUCGGCAGGCUGUGGAGUAUUUGAGGCAGGCAUUCCUUCGAGCGCGUACGCCAUGCAUGGUGCUGUGUGGCCAUUGUACCAUGAAGAAGAACGACAUGACUGACGCUGUGAGGGGUAUCCUCUUAAAGUGGUGCAACAAAGGCAAGAAGACCAAUGAUGAUGUGGACCCAGUUGCCAUAGAAAGCGCUCAGAUGGUGGCAAUGGACAUCACCAAGAGCAUCAUCCAGGAACCCUCUCAGGGCUCAGGAGACACAUCUGGCUGCAUGGAAAGCCACUUGUCUCGCAUAAACCUCAACCUGAAGCUGAUCGCCAACAAAGUCAAGAAUUUCUUCAAGUCGCAGGAGAAGCCCAGCGUGGAUGGUCAGGUCAAACAGCGCAGGUUCCGCUUCUUCAAGUUUGCACGCUUGCAGUUUUCACGCAUGCUGGGAGGACUAAAACGAGCCUUUAAGAACCAAGACGCAUGUGUGGUGGCCCUCAAGCCAGAGCACCAAGAUGAGAAGAACGCACAGUCUUCCAGAGGGGACACCAAAGGUGCCUUUCGGACGAGCACCUUACAUGUCAGGCUUUCGCAGCGUCCAGAGUUGAAGUUCGAGUCCAUCCAAGACAGGGUGGCCAAGCUGUUCGAUGAGUUCAGCCAGAUGGAGCCGGAAGCUCUUGAGAACAAAAUCAAGCGCUAUAUGGAUGAGAAGUUGAAGGGCUUUUCUGAAGAACUCACCUCUCAAGUGUACGAGUACAUCAUGUCUUGUCACAGUGAAGUAUACGAGGUGCCCUCCAGCCGUUCCAACACUCCUUUUAUGGACUCGCUCCUGUGGGGGCGACCAGGUAAGAAACAUUGGGACGGUCAGACCCUUUCUUCUGAAGUCUUGUAUGCGAUGACGGAGGACGCGGUCUGGAAGUUCUUGCAGCAGCUGGUUCUCUGGAUGGAGACUGAACCACAAAAUGAAGAGACGUACGCCGACGAAGUGUCCGGUGCCGUUAGCGAGAUCAAUAGACUGGUGGCGACCGCCCUCAACACAGACGAAGAUGCCGAGAAGGUGGUAACCCCCAAAAAUAGGCUCCUUGUGGUGGAGGACAACACAUCUCCCAAAAUGGACUCUCAAACGACUUUCUCAGCAGUGUCGGGUUUGGCCACUCCCCAAAUACCAGCAACGUCGGGAACAGAUGUUUCAAAAAGCCCAUUGUCGAAGUUGUCUCCUGUGUGGGAGCGUACCCCUUCCUUCAAUGCAAAACUGACACAACUCCUGGCCUACACGCUGACUGCGCAGCUGGGACAGAGCCUCCCAAGCAAAUCCAAGAAGUCUCUGAAGACAGACGCCCUCCUCCCGGUCAUUGAGCAUCUGUCAUCCAGGGCCAUGGAGGAAAUCAGCCCCCAGCACAUCGACAACAUCCAAACCUUGGCCAACUUGGAGGAGGUGAUCACGCCCGUGGUCAAGAAGCUCCUAGUGGACUAUGCCUCUCCAGACAAGCUGGUUGAGGCCGCGGUGGCGAAUGAGCCAUCUUUCGAUGACGCUGUUUUCAAGCACCUAAAAGUCCACCUGGACGCCUUCAAAGAUCAGCCCGAGCCCAAUAAGAGCCAGAGCUUCUUUUCGUCUGUGACCAAGCUCUGCUUUGGCUCCAGGUGACCUUGUUUUCAAGAAGCCCUCUCCUUCCCAGGACACUUUUAGGAUAUCGGACUUUGCCAACAACACUCGCCACUCUAUAUGUAGCAUCCAUGUUUCACCCUGACACAUUUGCUCUCCUUGCUUAGACAUCACUUGAAAAUGUAGUUUAAGCAAAGACAACAUGAGCUCUUUCGCAUUUAAGUUUGGGAGAAUAUUUUCACUAUUUGCAUGUCAAUGUAAGGUGUGCAGUAGUGCCCCUGCAUGACGCUGGACAGAACAAAGGAAACUCUGCUGCUAGGGAAAAUGUUGUCAAACAUUAAAAUAAAUAAAUAAAGAGGAAUUCUGUGUGGUUGGGGUGGGGAUAAUCACAGAUGUAAUACAUUUUAACCAGACUUUUAUUCGUCAUAAAUUGUAGUUUUAACGACAAAAGUGAACUCCUACAGUUCAAGGUUACACUAGAACA
This is a messenger RNA of Doryrhamphus excisus (bluestripe pipefish), 2956 nucleotides long. RefSeq lists its product as uncharacterized. Lineage: Eukaryota; Metazoa; Chordata; Actinopteri; Syngnathiformes; Syngnathidae. The record is from RefSeq and is a predicted model, not a curated record.